This is a messenger RNA of Anneissia japonica, 2876 nucleotides long. RefSeq names its product zinc finger protein 76-like. Gene Ontology annotation, cellular component: transcription regulator complex; nucleus; PcG protein complex. The transcript has 14 exons. Gene Ontology annotation, biological process: regulation of transcription by RNA polymerase II; central nervous system development. Gene Ontology annotation, molecular function: DNA-binding transcription factor activity, RNA polymerase II-specific; RNA polymerase II cis-regulatory region sequence-specific DNA binding. Bases 132 to 2042 code for a protein of 636 amino acids. The record is from RefSeq and is a predicted model, not a curated record. Lineage: Eukaryota; Metazoa; Echinodermata; Crinoidea; Comatulida; Comatulidae.
AUUACGUCAUAUCCGUGCUUUCGCUAUGACAUCAUAUUUUGAUGCAACAUCUUGGUUUCAGAGUAUAUGAUAGUCUCACACCUUUGUAACUAUUUUGCGCAUUCUUUUUGACGAACCGCUAAUUUUUCAGGAUGGAUACAGAAGAUGGAGAUGUACCAAAGGAUCUGGAAGUUGCUACUGGAUCUCCAGUGAUGAGUAUGAUACUGCCAGAUCCACAGAAUGGAGAGGGAGAGCUAACUAUACAUCAGGAUGAUGGCACGGGUGUGGAUGUUAAUAUGACAGCAGAUAGCAAAUUGACUGAAGAUGGAACACAGGAUUUGGAAGAGAUUCAGCUGGCUGAUGGGACAACAGCAUACAUCCAAAAAGUAGAUAGAAGUAUUGUUGAGGGCCAAACAGUGCAAUUAGAAGAUGGGACAACUGCAUAUAUUCAACAGAUAACCGAUAAGAAUACUCUUGCUUCAUUUGAGGAUGGACAGGCCGUGCAACUGGAAGAUGGAACAACAGCCUACAUACAGAGAGCGCCAAGUAAAGAUGGCACAACACUGCAAGCAGUUCAGCUGGAGGAUGGUACAACAGCAUUUAUCCAGACUACAAUCUCACCUGCUGGACAGCUACCUGAGCAAGGACACACAUCUUUUGAGGCAGGGGAUGAUACAGUUGGUUUAUUGGACCAUUUUGGUGACGAUGUUAGUGCAGAACAAGUGGACCAAUCAGCAGCGUUGGAGUUGCAACCGGGUACAUCCAAUUUUCCAGAUGAUGGUAAAGCUAGUAUCACAAUCAAGCAUGUAAGCAUGAAUAGCCUGGCAAAACCAUUUGCAGAAAUGAAUGCAUUAAGUCAGAUGCUUGGAACUAAGACAUUUCGCUGUGCAUACGAAGGUUGUGGACGUAUGUAUACAACUUCACAUCACCUUAAGGUUCAUGAAAGGUCGCAUUCAGGUGAAAAGCCGUACCAUUGCGAUCAUCCAGGAUGUGGCAAAUCGUUUGCUACGGGUUAUGGUCUUAAAAGUCAUACCCGUGUGCAUACCGGUGUAAAGCCGUAUAAAUGUACAGAUGACGCCUGCGGGAAAGCUUUCAAGACAUCGGGCGACCUUCAAAAGCACAUACGAACACACACUGGUGAACGCCCAUUUAAGUGUCCAUUUGAAGGUUGCAAUAAAGCAUUCACGACGUCAAACAUCAGGAAGGUCCACAUCCGAGUGCACACUGGUGAAAGGCCAUAUAUAUGUAACGAGAAGAACUGCAAUCGGGCAUUCUCCAGUGCCACCAACUACAAGAAUCACAUGCGUAUACACACAGGAGAAAAACCAUAUGUUUGCACAGUAGCUGGAUGUGGAAAGCGGUUUACAGAAUAUUCAAGUUUAUACAAGCAUCAUGUUGUUCAUACACAUUCCAAGCCAUACACCUGUAACCUGUGCGGUAAAAAUUAUAGGCAGACUUCAACUCUUGCCAUGCAUAAGAGAACAGUUCACGGUGAAAUAGAGCGUAGUAUUGAUGUUGAUCCACAGAUUUUCGAGGCUGGAUUAUCUGAGGAAGGCCACAGUUCAGACAAGCUACCUCAGAUAGAAUACACAAUAACAACGCGCUCCAUGCCAGCAGGGCAGGCAAAGAACAACCAGACCUUUGGUCAGACUCAGAUCACACUGUCUCAGGGAGGUCAAACCAACAUUAUAAUCCAACGUGCAGAUGGCUCAACCAUCCAAGCCACAGAAGGCACUAUAUUGCAAACAUCUGCUGGAACAUUCGUUCUGCAACAAGCCUUACCACCAUCAGUACAAGGUGCCUCAUCAGAUGUUGAUAUUGGAGAUGAUGCAGGCGAGGGCGCUCUUACUCUAGUAACCCCAGACACUGAAGCUGCCAUAGCAGCCAUGAAGGCAGCAGCUGAAGAGUCUGUUUUACGAGCAGCAGCAGAAGUUGAAACUGCAGCACAGAUGGCUCAAAACGAGGGUGCAGAAAUUUCCGACCAAUCAGCAGAAGAGCAGAGUGGUGAGCUUGAUGUACUUUCAAAUUCAACCAGCACAAGAAUAAUGGAUGUAACCAGUUAAAAGAAUACAUUGGUACAUUGCAUCCGAUGAUCAUGCAGUACUUUUCGUUGGCACCCAAUCUCUCUUUCAGAUUACACAGAUUGGGUGCAUUAUGUUGACAUGCAUCAGGGCUUUCUGUUUUCACCCAGGCAUCACCUUGUGUGCUUAUAUUUUGCACCCACGUACAGGGUAUGUUACUCAAGGUGCUUUCAGUUUGUACCAAGGUGUCACUUAAGGUUUUUUUCAGUUUGCACCCAGGUGUGGUAAAUCAUGUCUGCAUUCAGUUUGCACCCAGGUGGGCACCUAAUAUGCUUGUAGUUUUCACCCAGGUGUGGUAACUCAUUUGCAUUAGUCAGUCAGCACCCAGGUGUUGUGCUCUUAAUGUGCUUUACCUCAUGUGCUCCGUUUGUAGCCACAUCCUUUAAAAACUAAUGUGGUUAAGAUAUCUGUUUAUGCACUCUGAUUUAGUAAACAUGACUGUAAUUUGUUGACAAUUCCUGUCUUUGAAACAUCAGAAACUACUAAUAUAAAAGGCAGUGUUUCUCGAAAUAUAGUGCCUAUAUAUAAAAGCAUGUGCUGAAAUAUUUCUUAAGAUAAAAUUUAUUUGAAAAUGAGGAUGUAGUUGUAAACUGAAUGGUUAUUAUUCCUAUGCAAUUGUAUUGCUGCCAAUGUGAAAAUUUGAUUUUCUUUCUAUGGGGGGGGGGGGAAGAGUUGGUUGAGAAUCAGGUGUUUAUUAUUAUACUGAUGUUAUUGUUGUGAAUGAUACAGAUCUUUAAUUUAAUUAAUUUCAAAUAUUGUAUACUUUGUUACCAGCAUUAAAAAAAUGCCAGUAUAAAUAAAAAUUUAAACACACAG